Eriocheir sinensis (Chinese mitten crab) is the source of this 1747-nucleotide messenger RNA. Its product is annotated as ADP-ribosylation factor-like protein 4C. The transcript has a single exon. Gene Ontology annotation, cellular component: cytoplasm. The record is from RefSeq and is a predicted model, not a curated record. Gene Ontology annotation, biological process: intracellular protein transport; vesicle-mediated transport. Lineage: Eukaryota; Metazoa; Arthropoda; Malacostraca; Decapoda; Varunidae. Gene Ontology annotation, molecular function: GTPase activity; GTP binding. Bases 1 to 825 code for a protein of 274 amino acids.
AUGGCUGAGGAAAAGGAGGAGGAGGGGGAGGAGGAGGAGGAAGGUGGCCAGGAUGAAUGUGAGAGUGGCGGCACGCGUGUGACAUGCGGCGGCCGGCCAGGCCAGUGUGGCUGUGUGCUGGUUGGCAGGUGGACACGGGCAGUGCGCACACCGCCGCGCCGCGCCUCGCCACACAUGCAGCUGUUGGGGCAGGAGCUGCGGGGCCUCGUGGGCGGCGUGCUGGGCGUAGGCCGCGUGGUGGCGGCGGGGCUGGCGGGCCUGGCGGGGCUCGUAGUGGGGCCGCCCACACUGCUGCUCGUGGGCCUCGACUCGUCGGGCAAGACCACGGCGCUGCUGUGGCUCAAUUACGGCCACUACGUGAACGCCGUGCCCGCCGUCGGCUUCAACUGCGAAUGUUUGCGGCGCGGCAGCUGCUCCUGGGUGGCAUGGGACGUGGGUGGCGCUGAGCGCGUGCGACCCCUUUGGUGCGCCUACACGCGCGGCGCCGAGGCGGUGCUGUUCGUGGUGGAUGCCAGCAGCGGCGAGGAGCGGCUGGAGGAGGCGCGCCACGAGUUGCACGUCUUGGUGCGCCGGCAAGCGGCACAGAGCGCCGCGCUGCGCCGCUCACGGCCGCCGCUGCUGGUGCUGGCCAGCAAACAGGAUCUGCCGGGGGCCAGGAUUCCCGCCGCCAUGGCUGACGCCCUCGGCCUGCACGACCUGCCGCCCGCCCAGCCCUGGGGCCUUGCACCCGCCUGUGCCGUUACCGGCGAGGGUCUGCCCGAGGCCAUGGACCUCCUGCGCCGCCUCCUCCUCAAGGCACGCCGGGCCUCGCUCUCACGGGGCUGACUUGCGGGUCACCCUAUGCUUCCCGCCGCCCCCACCUCCUUCAGUUUAUCCCUGCCCAGCCCCGCACCAAACCCCUGGACCCCCGAGGCGUGAGGCGAUGGAGCCCGAGUACUCGUAUGGGGACAGGCGGGGAACUACAGACAACUGAGUGCCACUGGUGGCUGACGUAUGUGAUAAUGUAUGUGUGUGUGUGUGUGUGUGUGUGUGUGUGUGUGUGUGUGUGUGUGUGUGUGUGUGAAGCGUGCAUGCAGUGUUUGAAGGGGUGUAUUUAUAAUAUUUAUUGUGCAAUAGCCAGAAACGUCACACAUACACAAGCACGUAGCCCGUACCCAGAGAUCCGUCACUUGUGAGUCGCUCAUCCGGGAAAAGUAAUAGUUGGCAAUCGUGAGACUAUUGUGUGAUCAGACCAUUACACACACACACACACACACACACACACACACACACACACACACACACACACACACACACACACACACACACACACACACCGCUCCGGUAGCUCAAUCGGUUAGAGCGCAGCGCUGCAAGGCUUCACGGUCAAACAGGCGGCGGUUCGAGCCCCGCUCAGGCCGGAUUCUUUCCGUUGACUAGGAGUGGUUACUGUCCCCCCUUGAGCAAGGGGGAUGGGGUGUGUGGUGUGUGAGGUCCUGGCAGUACCCAGAGAUCGACGAUAAAGAGCAUGCACUUGCUCAUAUCGGGAGGGUACCUGCUGGUGAAAGCAAGUCCAACUCGUGAUCAGGCCUUGGUGAAUUACACACACACACACACACACACACACACACACACACACAGGCUCUGGUCAGUGUUACAUGUAGUACAACUGUAUUAUACGUACGCGCAUCCCUUGAGACAAAUGUAUAUGUAAAUAGCCGUAUUUAUAAAGAUGUAGGAAAUAUAUUUUGUUAUACUGUUGAAACUA